Galeopterus variegatus (Sunda flying lemur) is the source of this 1217-nucleotide messenger RNA. Its product is annotated as protein Wnt-9b-like. The transcript has 3 exons. Gene Ontology annotation, molecular function: cytokine activity; frizzled binding. The record is from RefSeq and is a predicted model, not a curated record. Lineage: Eukaryota; Metazoa; Chordata; Mammalia; Dermoptera; Cynocephalidae. Gene Ontology annotation, biological process: cell fate commitment; canonical Wnt signaling pathway; multicellular organism development. The coding region runs from base 1 to 552 and encodes 183 amino acids. Gene Ontology annotation, cellular component: extracellular region.
AUGGACAAGGAAGCCUUGGCUGUGAAGAGUGGCCUCAGGACCACGUGCAAGUGCCAUGGCGUGUCAGGUUCCUGUGCCGCUGUGAAGAGUGGCCUCAGGACCACGUGCAAGUGCCAUGGAGUGUCAGGUUCCUGUGCCGUGCGCACCUGCUGGAAACAGCUCUCCCCAUUCCGUGAGACGGGCCAGGUGCUGAAGCUGCGCUAUGACUCAGCUGUCAAAGUGUCCAGUGCCACCAAUGAAGCCUUGGGUCGCCUGGAGCUGUGGGCACCUGCUAGGCCGGGCAGCCCUGCCAAGAGCCUGGCGCCCCGGCCUGGGGACCUGGUCUACAUGGAGGACUCACCCAGCUUUUGCCGGCCCAGCAAGUACUCACCUGGCACAGCGGGCCGGGUGUGCUCCCGGGAGGCCAGCUGCAGCAGCCUGUGCUGCGGGCGGGGCUAUGACACCCAGAGCCGCCUGGUGGCCUUCUCCUGCCACUGCCAGGUGCAGUGGUGCUGCUACGUGGAGUGUCAGCAGUGCGUGCAGGAGGAGCUUGUGUACACCUGCAAGCACUAGGCCUGCUGCCCAGGAGCAGCCAGGCACUGCCAGGACCUCCCGCAGUGCCUGUCCAGCUGUCCAGCUGGCCCCUCUGGGCAGGUACACACAGUGUGUGUGCACACACAGAUGUACAUGUCAAUGCACAUGAGCGUGCAGCUCACCACUUCUCCUUCCACCGUACCUCGGCCAGGCUUUUGCCUUCCUCAACACUCAGCAAUGAGAAGCAAAGCCCCACCCGUGAACCCAAGGGUCCCCAACCUUGUUGAGAACUUGGAACAGGAUGGUAGAGUAGAAAAGGAUGUGGAAGGAAAUAAGGGUGACCAGGAGGACAGCAGGACUGAGGUUUUGGAGGGAAGAAAGGGGCUAUCCCACCAUCUUGAUUGCUGGGCUGAUGGCCGAGAGCCAGCAAGCUAUUGGGUGGUGAGGUUCUGGGCCGAGACUGUGAAGGGAGGCAGUGCCAGCUGGAGGCAAAGGUGGGAGUCUGCCCAGGAAGGGUCAGUCCAGCCCUCUGGCCCUGCUCAGACUGAGUGAGCCCCUGGGGACCAUCCACCUUUGGUACUCCUGUGGCUUUGCUGUGCUAGAGAUGGGGAGAAAGCCCAGGUGAUAAGGAGCUGGGCUUCAGUGAGCCCAAGUCAAGUAGAUGCCCUAGAGCCCUAUGUCCUUGAUUCAGUUUUUCAAAUCUG